Anopheles merus is the source of this 1212-nucleotide messenger RNA. RefSeq lists its product as uncharacterized. NCBI's taxonomy places the organism in Eukaryota, Metazoa, Arthropoda, Insecta, Diptera, Culicidae. The coding region runs from base 1 to 1212 and encodes 403 amino acids. The transcript has a single exon. The record is from RefSeq and is a predicted model, not a curated record.
AUGUGCAGGUUGAGGAUUCGUGGCAGGUUCUUCAACCUGAGCAUCAUAAAUGUGCAUAGUCCGCACCUUGGAAGCACCGAUGACGAUAAAGACAAUUAUUAUACGCAGUUGGAGAGGGAGUACGACCGCUGCCCACAACACGACGUUAAAAUUGUCAUCGGGGAUUUUAAUGCUCAGGUCGGACGGGAGGAGGCAUUUAAACCGACGAUAGGAAGUUUCAGUGCCCACCGGCUGACCAACGACAACGGGCUUCGGCUCGUAAACUUCGCCUCCUCCAAGCACAUGAACAUUCGCAGCACCUUCUUCCAGCACGCACCUCGCUUCAGUUACACCUGGAGAUCACCGCAGCAAACACUUUCCCAGAUCGACCACGUUCUCAUCGAUGGAAGGCACUUCUCGGACAUAAUCGACGUAAGGACCUAUAGAGGAGCAAACGUCGACUCAGACCAUUUCCUGGUUAUGGUUAAGUUACGCCAGAAACUGUGCGUGGCCAACAAACUGCGCUAUCAGCCCACCCCAAGGCUCAACACAGACCGGCUGAAACAAGCUGUUGUGGCGAGGGACUUCGCAAUCGCGCUUGGGGAAGCGCUGCCGGAGGACAUCACUACCGAGGCGAUGUCUCUCAAUGACCACUGGCGCAUGGUGGAGCAAGCCAUCAGCAGCACGGCCGAGCGAACAAUUGGCCGCGUGACCCAUAACCAGAGGAAGGAAUGGUAUGAUGAUGAUUGCAGGCGAGCACUCUCCGAGAAGAACGCCGCGCGGACCCGCAUGCUCCAGCGCGAGACCCGGCAGAACGUGGAAGACUACAGACGACUGAGAAGGCAGCAGACCCUACUCUUCCAGGACAAGAAGCGCGGCUUCGAAGAGUCGGACGAGCUACUCAUGCAGCAGCUAUCCCAGUCGGGGGAAACUCGUAAGUUCUACAGGAUGCUGAAUGCGGCACGGAAUGGUUUUACUCCCAUGACCGCUAUAUGCCGCAGUGAGGAGGGAGAUAUCCUGUCGGACGAGCGAGAGGUGAUCGACAGAUGGAAGUGCUACUUCGACAGACGCCUGAACGGAGCAGAUACCAGAGCAGACGCAGGAAGCAGAGGAGAGCAACCCUACGACAGCCAGCAUGACAAUGACGAAGUGCCCCCGCCAUCUUUGGACGAAGUCAUCAGCGCCAUCAAACAGCUGUGUUGUGUCUUUGGCUUGCAUCAGGUACUUUAUUAA